AUUGCGAGUCGUUGAUAGAAAUCAAUGGAGAAAUUCAGGAUUUUAAAUAUAACUGCGCUAGUUACAGCAAACGCGUUCAACAAACCGUAAGCAGAAGGCAAUAAGCCAACAGUGAGGCGCUCAAGCAUUUUUUGACUCUGCAUCUUAUUUAGUGUGUGUGGGGAGGUAGUAAUAAAAAUACUGUAUAUAUUUUAAAGCGUUUUUCUGAGUGGGGAAGAGAUCCCUGCCGAUGCCAGAACAUAUAUGUAAAUUAGCCCCAUAUUUGGGAGAUGGGCUGCGGUUUUUAAUUUAUCAUUGCUUUUUAAAAAUGUUUUACAUAGUAGUUUUUAAUUGUUUUUACCAAUAUUUUUAAAUUGUUUCACAGUAUUCUUUUUCUAAACUGCUUUGAGGUAUAUAGAUUUUAUUUAAAACAAAAUACUUAAAUCGAGUCUCACUCUCAUAUCCUCUCCCAAGCCAAAUUCAGAGCUCAGUUGCAUGCAGAACCUCACAUGCAGACACUUUGCACUUUUAAAUGUCUAAAAUCUUUAAAGGUUUUCUAAUCAGAAUAAGAACUGAAGUAGAAGGAGGAUGAGCUCCUGCCUUCCUUGUUGCUUUUUAGAAUUAUUAUUUUCAAAAAGUUUAGCUGCUGUGCUCCCCAAUCACUGCUAUGUUGAAAAUCCUGGAUUUCUCCUCUGAUCUCUGUGAUGAACCUUCACUUUAAAAACAAAAAAAACUUGUACAGACACCUGAAACUGGCCUCACUUGUCAACCUAUAUAGAGUAUUAAGUCCAAGUAGAGAUUUUUUGCCCACCAUUUUUAGUAUGGGCUCCACUACGCAGAAGCGCCAUAUUUGUUUGGGGACAGGUCUACUUCCGGACUGGACUUUCCCCCCUGGCUUUUAGGGGAGCAACGGCAGCUGCUGUCAUUUUUUUCUUUUGCUCCAUGUAAUCACUGCGGGUUGAGAGCGGUGGUCCAGAAGCCAUUGCAAACACUUUGCCUCGCUGGUGGGAAGCCAUUUGCAAGGAUCCAAAGCAGAGCCCCUGGCCACAGAUUCAAAGCCAUGUCUACGGGGGGUGCAGGACCCCUGAAGCCACUUAUCGCUGUCUGCCAGAUGACCUCCACUCCCGACAAAGCCCACAACUGGGCGUCCUGCUCACGGCUCGUCCAGGAGGCUGCCCAGAGGGGGGCCUGUGUUGUCUUCCUCCCGGAAGCCUUUGACUUCAUUGGCAGCAGCGUGGAGGAGGCCCUGAGCCUAGCUGAGCCCCUGGAGGGAGACCACCUGCAGCGAUACGUCGGGCUGGCCAGGGAAUGUGGUGUCUGGUUGUCCCUUGGAGGCUUCCAUGAAAGAGGCAGUGAUUGGGAGAGCACAGGAAGGAUCUACAACUGCCAUCUCCUCUUGGAUUCCAAAGGAACCCUGGUGGCUGCCUAUCGGAAGACUCAUCUUUUUGACGUAGAGAUGGAGGGGCGAGUGUCCCUGAAGGAAAGCGCCUUCACCAACCCAGGCUCCAAGAUAGUGGCUCCUGUGGAGACCCCGGCCGGAAAGGUUGGUCUGGCCAUCUGCUACGAUCUCCGCUUCCCAGAAAUAUCUAUCGCUCUGGCCCGGGAAGGAGCGGAGAUUCUCACCUAUCCAUCAGCCUUCACUGUGACAACAGGCUCUGCCCACUGGGAGGUGCUGCUGCGAGCUCGUGCUGUGGAGACCCAGUGCUAUGUGGUCGCAGCUGCUCAGACAGGAAAGCACCACGCAAGCCGCAGCUCCUACGGCCACGCCAUGGUAGUGGAUCCAUGGGGCAGCGUGGUCGCCCAGUGCCAGGAGGGGCCAGGCGUGUGCUACGCAGAGAUCGACCUUGCCUACCUGCACCGCAUCCGGCAGGAGAUGCCAGUCUUCUCCCAUCGCCGGGCCGACCUGUAUGGCCAGGUGGCUGCUCAGAAGGGACCCCCAUCCCCAUGAUUUGCUCGGGUGCUGCUGGACCAGCCUCUGGAACCUCUUAUCCUUCUAAUGACCUACCUGGGUGGAUUUUCGCUCCCUCAACCAAUUUGGCACUCCAGCAAUUCUGCUAGGGAGUGGAUGAUAAGUAGAACAACAGAGAAAUGUACCCGUUCUCCCAAGUGGAUCCAGGAAAGGGCACCUCGCCCCAUAAGCCUGGUCUUUUAUUCCACCUGGGAGGGUGCAUUUGCUCAGAUGAGCUCCAGUGAAUCCUUUGCCCCUAAAUUAGGGGUGGGGAAUCUGCAGGCCCCCAGAUCCUGCUGGACCUAAAUUCCCAUCAGUUCCAGCAAGCGUGGAAAGAUGGGAGAUGUAGUCCAGGAACAUUCAGAGUCAAAGUUUCCCCACCUCUGACUGAAAUUAAUCUGCCCCUGCUGGACUCCCACACUUCUUCCCGUCACCCAAUAAUCCAUUUUUAAACAGGUACAGUAUUGAGCUCAGAACCCAGCUGGCUUCCAAUAGGGUUCUGCCCCUUAGGCAAAGCAUGCUUUGCAUUUAAGUUUCCAUCUCUCUGCUGCUAAAAGUCAAGUAUCACAACUCGCACACACGAUGCAAACUUUUCGGAUCACUUUAUUCCGUGCUGAACAUCAUCCUUCCACUUGAUUGCAAUUUAGAGAUGAGGAAUAAGUUUUUAGCAAAUAAAUUUGUCACUUGCAUGCAUGAUGCAAAUUUGGAA
Molecule: messenger RNA, 2636 nt
Organism: Podarcis muralis (Common wall lizard)
Lineage: Eukaryota; Metazoa; Chordata; Lepidosauria; Squamata; Lacertidae
Gene: NIT1
Product: nitrilase 1
Molecular function (GO): hydrolase activity, acting on carbon-nitrogen (but not peptide) bonds, in linear amides
Source: RefSeq, a predicted model, not a curated record